AACCCACAGACAGUUAAACACACUACGACAUCACCCGGCGCCUUUGUUGUGAGACGAUAGCAAGGCGACUUGUUGUAUCCUUCCAGCUUAAACCACUCAGUUCAACAGAGGAGGAAAACAUCACAAACAGCUUGAAAUGAUUAGUGUUAACUGAAUCACCCCGAAGUGGGAUCCGUAGUGUAUUAAGUGGAAGAAGUCCGUCGCUAUCAGAGAGGAGGUUUCAACAGAUCCGAGGAGAGUACACAUGUCGUCUGCGGCAGAGACAGUGGAAAAUGCCUCCAUCAUGUCAGAGAGUGUGGCCCAUGACGGAAACCGCUUGUGGAUAGGCAACAUUGAUCCCAAAAUUACAGAGUAUCAUCUUGUGAAGUUGUUGGAGAGGUUUGGCAAUGUGAAACAGUUUGACUUCCUGUUUCACAAGUCUGGGCCUUUGGAGGGACAGCCGCGGGGCUACUGCUUUGUCAACUUCAACACCAGAGAGGAAGCAGAGAGGGCGAUCCAGUGUUUAAAUGGGAAACUAGCUUUGUCCAAGAAGCUGGUCGUGCGCUGGGCGCACGCACAGGUGAGGAGGUUUGAAGGUUUCCGUAACGACAAGACGAUGCCUCCGAGCCUGGAGCCGUCGUGCAGCGGGGCGUCAGACGACGGAGCCUUAACCGCCAACCACCUCAGUACGAGUGCUAAGAUCCGCGCCAUCGAGGCCAAGCUCCAGAUGAUGGACGAGAAUCCAGAUGAUGACUACUCGGGCCCGUCAGCCUACGUUUACAACAAACCGCCAGAGAGGAAACGCUGGGAGCCCUACUCUAAAUCACACCACAAUAACCAGAGCAGGCCCUUCCGCAAGUUUAGGAGAUGACCCAUCCCCUUCCCCACUCAUUCUGGAGCCUCCCCUACACACCUCACCCUCCACCGACACACAAACAGACUCUACGCUAGAUACUAUAAAGACUAUACACACCCUAUAUGGGGAGAAAAAGGUUUUGAAUACUUUGAGAAGCCGGACUCUUUGGGAGUAAUCACAGCAAUCUUGGACAAAAGUGGUUUUUAUUUUGGUUUAUGAGUUCUUACUUGGUCUUAACAUAUGUCCCCUACCUGACUGCUGUGCAGGUUGGAUCCCUUAUCAAUCUCACUUUUGCAGAGAUUUAAUGCAGGUGAAUCAUACAGCUGUGAGUCACACACGAGGGAAAGAGAAAUGUUAUUAUUAUUAAAAAAUCUAAAUGGCGAUUCUCUUAUUGUUUUUCACGUGUUUUUUAAUUUCAGAUGGUAUUAUUUAAAAGGUGAAAUAUUUGUCUUUAUUCAAGACUUCAGUGAAGAGGAAGAAAUGCAAAGAAACAGGUUUGUAUUAAUGGAGUUCAAAUGAUAAAGCCACUCAGCGACAAUUACUGUACAUUGCAGUAUUUUUGUGUGACGUUGCUCUUUUCCUAAUAGUUUUUUUUCCCCCUGGAUCCAAUUUUUUUAUACGACUGCACUCAAACUCUUUUUACUGACUCUUUUUUGUGUUGAGUUUUGGUAUUUCCCUAACCACAGUCUCUUUAUUUUACCAAUUAAAGGCUAUUAAAUAUCACAUCUGCAGCGUGUUGUUCAAUGCCCUUUGGUAGAUAUUCUACAUUAAACGUAUUACUUAAAAUGCAGGAUUCAGUUUUAUGAUUUGUCAGUCGACAACAUUUCAACACUCUAAAUCACGCUGAUAUAAUGGUAUUGUUUUGUAAGAAAUCUAAAGCAUCUGCCUCUCAUUAAUGGGAGACUUUAGAGGACUCCCAAUUAAACCCAUUAAUCCACCAUGGUUUAAGAAAAAAUGCAGUCCUGAAUUAUCACAGAAUUUUUUUAAAUCAGGGAGAUUAGCACAAGACAGAUGUCCCAAUGUUUUCUAUAAUAACUGAUAAUCCUGUUUAUUAUAGCAUACAUUAUGUUUUUUUGUCCCAGUAUUCUUUUCGUCUCCCUGUUUCGAUUAAUUCGUCUGCAGUCUACCAAAAGUUUCUGUAAAUCAUUUAAAUAUUUGCUGGCCCUUUGGGGUUUAAUGUGGAAACAUUUUCAAAUGUAAUGUUUAUUGAUUUCUGUGUUCACUAUACUUUUGAUGUGGUCUGAGUUGUGUUUUCCUGCAGGUGUGACGUGCAGUGUGAGGCUAUAAAAAACGUCUUUAAGGCACAAAAAAGACAUCAUAUGUUGGUGAAAUUGUAAUCUGAAUUUGUUUGCGUGGAGAAUGAAUUUGCCAACCAAAGGUCCUUUUUGCAGAAGCAAUGUUUUUUAAGAGUUUACCAAGAAUAUUUAAGUCCCAUAUUAAGGCUGGAUGACGUUGCGGAAUGGAUGGAGAUGGGCAGACUAAUUGUACAAGAUGAGAAAAAGCACAAUUUGGUGCGAACAGAGCAAAUCAAAUCCUACCUCUUGACAUCAGUCAGCCCUUUUUUUUUUUCUUUAAAUGUCUUUGUUGCAAAAUCACCCGAUUGCAGAUUAUUUCUGAUGGCCAUUAGAAUCAAUUAAUGUUUUCUUUGCAAUGUGUGUAAUUUAUCUGUUUUCAAUAAAAGGCCUAUUCGUUAAAAUAUA
Messenger RNA from Sebastes umbrosus (honeycomb rockfish), 2535 nucleotides. RefSeq names its product RNA binding motif protein 18 (gene rbm18). The record is from RefSeq and is a predicted model, not a curated record. Gene Ontology annotation, molecular function: RNA binding. The transcript is spliced from 6 exons. Lineage: Eukaryota; Metazoa; Chordata; Actinopteri; Perciformes; Sebastidae. The coding region runs from base 245 to 850 and encodes 201 amino acids.